AUGACGACGACCUGGUCCGAGCGGCAAAUAGAAGCCGCUUCUGGCUUGAUGGCUGGGUUUACAACUACUAUUGUUACACAUCCUCUAGAUUUGAUUAAGGUGAGGCUUCAGCUAUCCGAUAAGCCCUCCACACGUCCCUUCGAUCUACUACUAGACGUAGUUCGGAAUAUUAAUAGGGAUGCAACAUCACUAUACAAAUCUCCAGGAAAUAAGAAACCGAAGUCCAUUUGCUACCUACAACAGUAUUAUAGAGGUGUGGGACCGAAUCUAGUGGGCAAUGUUUCAGCAUGGGCGCUUUACUUUUCAUUGUACAAUGAAUUCAAAAACUUGAUGCCAACUUCUGGAGGAACUACAACAUACUUCACAGCAUCUUCGUUAGCAGGGUUAACAAUUUCUGUAUUGACCAAUCCCAUCUGGGUUUUGAAGACCAGAAUACUCAGCACUUCAAACAUAGAGAGUAACUCAUAUAAGUCCUUGAUGGACGGUGUUUCUCAAAUUUACAAGAAUGAAGGAUUAGCCACAUUUUGGAAAGGUACAAUACCCAGUCUAUUUCAGGUUUUUCAAGCAAGUUUGAAUUUCACCUUUUAUAACCAUGCCAAAGAUUAUCUAAUGAUGAAGCUGGAUACCAACGAGAUCCUGACAGUGCAAUACAUCUAUGCAUCUGUUUUUUCCAAAACAGUGAGUAUGGUUCUAUUGUAUCCCUCACAGGUGGUCCGCUCUCGUCUCCAGCGGUACAAUUUUGACGGGUCGAAAAGGACCUUGACCAAUGUCAUACGUGAGGUUUGGACGGGCGAAGGUAAAUUCAGAGGAUUUUACCGAGGCUUGAGUGCUAAUAUCGUACGUGUUCUUCCGUCUACAAUCAUCACAUUUGUAUCAUAUGAAACCACGAGACAUUAUUUAUAUGUGACAUAG
Molecule: messenger RNA, 912 nt
Organism: Clavispora lusitaniae ATCC 42720
Lineage: Eukaryota; Fungi; Ascomycota; Pichiomycetes; Serinales; Metschnikowiaceae
Product: flavin adenine dinucleotide transporter
Biological process (GO): nucleotide transport; folate import into mitochondrion
Cellular component (GO): mitochondrion
Molecular function (GO): folic acid transmembrane transporter activity; FAD transmembrane transporter activity
Source: RefSeq, a predicted model, not a curated record